AUGAUUGCCACACAGCCAAACAAGGCCAAAUUCUUUUGGUGGUCGUCGAAGGUUCAAUGGUUCAAGUUCAACUCAGACAAGAUGAUGGUAUCAAUGCACCCUCUUCGCUCAUUAUCCAGUGCACGGUGUACUUCUGGUUCCACACAGCCAAAUCGCCCAAGCUCUAGAGCCUCUCAUCACUGUCCGACUGCCGGUGCCCCACUUUCAUCUCAUUCAACCACUUCAAUCCGCCAUAGUUCUUCAGCUGGUCAGAUUCACCCAAAUAUCGUUGGAGCAGUGCAGCCAGGCCUCUCAAACCCACUUAUGUUGAGGGCCAGCUCACCGAACUUUGAUGAGCCCAUCAGCACAGGUAUCCGACGGACCAGAAAUGAGUUCAAUGAUGACCAGCUGGCACCUGAGCGGCUCAAACGACUGAAAACUCAUACGCAAGAGUUGUGCGAGAGAAAGAGUAUUCCAGAACACCUCCUUAUGCCAUUUGUUCAGAGUGGUGACCCUCUAAUGAUGCUCCUUGAUGUCCAAGCAAACAUCAUUCAAUUCUCCCUCAGUCAGCAGGACUCACAAUUGAACUGUAGCAAGGACCUUCUUUACUCCAAGGAUCUCGAGAAUUUACUCCAGCACCAUAUGGCAGCAGUCCUUCUCUCUCUGAACCUAACAGCAUAUGUUGUAGAUACUCAACGCCAUGUCAUGGAUCUCAUCUGUGAGCAUCCCGACAUGUUUAAACUUCCGCCGAUCAUUUUCGAAGAUGCUGAGCUCAAGACUGCUCUGAGCAAGAUCGUGACAAAGGUGCUUGCAACUAUUCGUGGUCAAUUUAAAAUUAAGUUGACUGCAUCACUUGUCAAGCGCAUUGGUGUUGUUGAACUUAUGAAAACACUGGCAUCUGGCAGUAUGGAGACCGAUGCUUCACACUGGAAUAGAGUUGCAUUUCUUCAAACCCAAAGUUUGUCCCAGCGACGCUGCUUGCGUGUGUUCCUGAUCGGAACUAGUGACUACAAGGAUGCAAAUAUCAAACAAUGUUAUUCGCCAUUCAUCUCACCUUCGUUAGCUGGGGAUCUCCAUCGCAAAGUGGAGCAAGAGUUGGGGAUCAACAUAUCAGAACACCAGUCUGACAUCCGUGCACCAGGUGAGAUAGAUGCUGAUACUGGCAACAAUGGGGACACAGAGUAUGUUGCUGGCAAUGAGGACAACACCCUUAGGCAUGACAGCAAUGAAGGUGAUGCUGAAGCCGAUGCCGAUGCUGAUGCCAGUGGAAUUCUCGAUGGUAAUGAAGCUGCGGAGGAUGGAGAUUGUGAAGUAGACCAGGAUGGUGAUGAUUCAGGAUUUGGCCUCGAAGGCCACAUAGCAAAGUGGACCACAGGAAAUUUUUAA
Molecule: messenger RNA, 1365 nt
Organism: Suillus fuscotomentosus
Lineage: Eukaryota; Fungi; Basidiomycota; Agaricomycetes; Boletales; Suillaceae
Exons: 6
Coding region: 1-1365 (454 amino acids)
Source: RefSeq, a predicted model, not a curated record